Anastrepha obliqua is the source of this 435-nucleotide messenger RNA. Its product is annotated as lysozyme D-like. Gene Ontology annotation, molecular function: lysozyme activity. The transcript has a single exon. NCBI's taxonomy places the organism in Eukaryota, Metazoa, Arthropoda, Insecta, Diptera, Tephritidae. The coding region runs from base 10 to 435 and encodes 141 amino acids. The record is from RefSeq and is a predicted model, not a curated record.
AUAAUCAACAUGAAAGUCUUCAUCUGCUUAAUCGUCGCUCUGGCUUUGGUCUCAUCAGCUUUCGCUGUUGACUUGAGCCGUUGCUCUUUGGCUCGUGAGAUGUCUCGCUUGGGUGUACCAAGGGAUGAGUUGGCCCGUUGGACUUGCAUUGCCCAACACGAGAGCUCCUACCGCACUGACGUCGUCGGCCCGACCAACUACAAUGGCUCCAACGAUUAUGGCAUCUUUCAGAUCAACGACUAUUACUGGUGUCGACCUGCAAGCGGUCGCUUCUCCUACGAUCAGUGUGACAUCAGUUGCGAUGGUUUGUUGACCAACGACAUUGAACCUUCGGUGCGUUGUGCUCAAAAGAUCUUGCGUAUGCAAGGUUGGUCUGCCUGGUCUACCUGGCGCUACUGCGAUGGUUCUUUGCCAAGCACUGAGGACUGCUUCUAA